CAAAAACAAAAUGAUUUUUUUCUAUUGAUAUUUGUAAUUUGAAUUCCCUAUUAUUAUUUUGUAAAUCUUUUUUAUACAUUGCAUUUGUUUUUGUUUUUACCCCCAUAAAUUGCAUUAGCCAUUAAUUAAUGAAAUAUUGAUAAUAUCUUUCAAAGGAGGUGUAAAUUACGGAGAAGAUUAAUAACAUUAUAGCUGUAAUGACGUUACUCCUUAAGAGCGUUUGGCGCAACGCGCUGAAGAGUGGUCAGCUCAACAACCACACAUUGAGGUCUACCAGCUUUUCCAGCGUUUCAGUGGCGGACACUCUUGCAAAGACGCCGGACAACAUAAUGAUGACCAUAAAGACAGCACCCACCACUAGUGAAGUGCUGGCGACAGUGCAGGCCAACUUAGCUGUCCUGACACACCGCCACAUGCUGCAGGCUCUGAGAAGUUUGUUUGAGCUGCAGAAGACUAGCAAAUACAACAAAGACAUGGACACAGAUGCAAUCAUAAAAGACCCAACAUUUGGAGUACUCUGUCAAAAUUUCAAAAAACAUGCACGCGCUCUAGAAGUGAAUGAAACUAUUGAAGCUAUUAAAGUGCUGUCAUUUCUCAAAGUUCCAGCGGACUCUCUAAUACUGCAAACAAUGCUCCAAAUGAUUAGAUGCAAUAUUAACACAUUGAACACUCAACAGAUUAUGUUUGUCCACUUUCUGUUAUCACAAUUUGAUGGCAAGAAUCAUUUAGUCGACGCUCUCAAGUUGGCGUUACCUCUAGCAUUCCAAAUCCAUCUUCCUUUAGAAUUAGACAAUCAAGAUUUGUUUCUGUUAAGAGACAUGUUAAUAUACUGUUGUUCCCAUGACUUACCAGACCGAUGCAUCAACAAUGUUGUAACUGGACUGUUGUUGCACGACCAAGCGAUCAGUCCUCAGAUGUCCAAGUCUAUCAUAUGGGCAUUGUGCCAAAUUAAUUGCACUGAGCAAACGUUUCCUACUAGAACCCAAUUACUCCAUAAAUGCUGCGAUAUUUUAACUCAAUCGAUAGAUAGUUUGGCAUAUGAUGACGUUUUGAGAACUGCCGCAAGGUUGAAAGGGAGGAUACUGGAGAAACACCCGGAGUUCUAUCACCAGCAGCUGAUGGAUGCGAUCGCUAAUUAUGUGAUUAACAAUGACGUGGAAUUCGAAAAGGGACUUCUCGUUGCGAGAGUUCUAUCCAGAAUUGCUCACACUCAUUUAUCUUUAAUGGAAUACCUGUGCCAAAAGGCGGCAUCGGAUCCGGAUACUUUGUCCAACGCUCGCACCAACAUCAUCUUCGGAUUUGUCAACUGCUUGGCGAACAACAACUACACCCCUGAUCCUGACCAAUGGGAUGAAUUACGGAAGCAAAUAUCAGCCAAUCCGAUCUUAAACGCUACCAAUGCGACAUUGCCUUGGACCAAACUUUGUCUAGAAAUGGCCUCCCUUGGCCAUUACGAGGACAGGUUAUUAAAUAGAGUAUUUUCAAAGGAGUUCUUGAACGAAUAUUUGGCCAGGGAGAAUAACACAUUGGACUAUCUGCAACUAUUGACUCUGUAUGAGGCAGUGCGCACAUUUUACAGUGAAGAGUACGAAUUGCCUCAGAAUAUUCUGGAGAGAGCUAAGGAUAUGUAUCCGGUGCAUUCGUUGAAUGGUGUUCUGGUGGAGCACUUGACUAAAGGGUUGGGUGGUCCGGAGUAUGUAGCAAAGAAUGUGGUGUUGCCGAAUGGUAUUGUUUUAGAUGUGGUUUUGGCUGUUAAGGGAGGGUAUCCAUUAGAACUGCCGCCCAUCAGCAGUACUUUAAAACUGCCCAUCGAAAAACUCAACAUACCGCAGGGAGCGAUUGUAAUAUGUGUCAUGAAUUUCAAUCAAGGCUGCUUCUCUAUGAACAGUAAUCGUCUUCGUGGCCCGUUCCGUCUCAUUCUCGACAUAUUGGAGAAACAAGGAUACGCGACUGUGGCCUUCAAUGUCAACGACUGGCUGAGCUCGCCCGCUCACGAGCGCACGCCUUACCUCAUGAGGGAAAUUGGAUACAAAUGUGGGGAAAUGGGGUUGAAAUUGUCAGCGACUUGAUUUGUCUAUGGACUUUGUUAGAUUAGCGCCAAUCCUGUCACAACCUUAGAUACAUAAAUAGGUGUCAAAGGUCACAACACUUUCAAUUGACUAAAUUAAAAAGUUGUGUGAUAAAGUUACCUGUUAUCUUGUUAUAGUUAUGUGAAUUUGUUUUUUAUGACAGAAAAUUGUAAAUAUUGUAGUGAAAUAAAGACUGUUAAUAGUAA
Bicyclus anynana (squinting bush brown) is the source of this 2275-nucleotide messenger RNA. RefSeq lists its product as uncharacterized. The record is from RefSeq and is a predicted model, not a curated record. Bases 198 to 2069 code for a protein of 623 amino acids. Lineage: Eukaryota; Metazoa; Arthropoda; Insecta; Lepidoptera; Nymphalidae. The transcript is spliced from 7 exons.